AUGGGUCAGGUGUCCAGCUCUGUCAGUGGAUCAAAGAGUCGAGAACAGAACACUCAGCUGGGCAGCGGCAGAAGUCUUUCAAACAUUAGCUAUAGGGAUCUCCUCGAUCGCAUCCAGGAGCUGAACACAAUCACCCUUGGAUUGACUGGCAGGAAUGACAAGGUUCUGAGGUUUGUGGUCAAAAAUGGCUCCGAUCGGCGCAGCUUCGCAUGGAAGAGGAAGAUCCGAAUACAGUGUCAGAAGGUAAAGUACA
Candidula unifasciata is the source of this 253-nucleotide messenger RNA. Lineage: Eukaryota; Metazoa; Mollusca; Gastropoda; Stylommatophora; Geomitridae. The record is from the annotation of a GenBank genome assembly.